CCGUGAUCAAAGUACGUCCGUGCAGGGUACUAGUGCUCUCCGAACAGUCGCUCUUGUUCUCUAUAAUCACCUUUUUUUUUGUGGGGGUGAAAACUACAGAAACGGUUUUAGGGAUGAAGCUGGUGAAAACUCAAAGGACAGAAUUCCUGGAGAAUAUCAGUGUUCUGCAGUGGAUCUGGAGCUUCCUCCUGUUAGGUCCGGCUUGUAUUGGAUUGAUGGUGUACCUUCUGUUGACCUGUCUGUGGCCGCUGCCUGUUCUCUACCUCAUCUGGCAGUUGACGGACUGGCACACACCUGAAAGAGGAGGCAGGAGAAGUUCUUUUGUGAGAAACUGGAAAGUGUGGAAUCGCGUUAGGGACUACUUCCCCAUGAAGUUAGUGAAGACGGCGGAGUUGAACCCGAACGAGAACUACAUCUUAGGGUGUCAUCCUCAUGGGGUGUUGAGUAUCGGAGCCUUUGCCUCUUUUAGCACCGAGGCCUGUGGAUUUAUGGACCUCUUUCCUGGGGUGCGCUCCUGCCUCUGCAUCCUGGGGGGCCUCUUCAAGAUCCCCCUCUACAGGGAAUAUGCCAUGGCCACAGGUUGUUGUCCAGUCAGCAAGCCUAGUCUAAAGCACCUUCUGUCUAAUAGUGGACAAGGCAAUGCGGUGGUGAUUGUGAUAGGGGGCGCUGCUGAGUCACUGUUGAGCCUGCCUGGGGUUAACACUGUGGUUAUGAAGCAGAGGAAAGGCUUUGUCCGGGUGGCCCUGGAGUUUGGGGCUAACCUGGUGCCCGUCUACUCGUAUGGGGAGAACAAUAUUUUCCGCCAGGUGAUCUUCUCUGAGGGGAGUUUGGGCUGGAGGUUCCAGCAACUCUUCAAGAAGAUCAUGAGCUUUUCCCCAUGUCUGUUUGUAGGUGAACGCUGGUUCUGGAUGCCUUACCACUGUCCGGUCACCACUGUCGUGGGUAGUCCUAUCCCAGUGCCAAAGAGGCCUUUUCCCACUCAGGAGGAGGUGGACCACUAUCAUGGCCUCUAUAUGGAAUCCCUGGUCAAGCUCUUCAAUGAACACAAGGCCAGCUGUGGACUCUCAGACAGCCACGAGCUACAGAUCGUAUAGACCUGUCGUUUAGACUGCUCCCACGAGGACAAUGUGAAUGACACCGUAGCCUAUUGAUCUCCACACUGAGAAUACUUGAAUAAACACAUUCCCACUGGAGGAUCUGAUCCAGAGAUGUCAAUAAUCAUUGAUCCUUGGAUUUAGCCAAGCUGCCUGGCUACUAGCGUUUUACUGACAACUAGGAUCUCACGUCAUUUGGUCAGAUGCUGUUUACGUAGUCUGUCCACGAGAUAUUACUUUAAGAAUGACUACAACGGAAUAGUGCAUGUGCUUAAUAUGUAGCAAUAAUUUAACCAUGAUUUAACCAUCAUUUAACCAUUAUUAAACAGGUUCAAAUUCAGCUCAUUCUCCAUUUCAUAAAAAAACAGUGAUUGAUUGUGUGACUUAGGGUUUACUUAGAAACACUGGGCUGACAUGUUGAGUACGAUCAAUUUUCUUAAUUAAGAGUGUGAACACAGUCUGCCUCCCAGACCCAAAGAUCAGCUAACUGAAACACACACACACACACACACACACACACACACACACACACACACACACCAAUAUUAUAAAGAGGUGUUUGAGCUGCCAGUCCGAAAGGAAGGACACUCUCAACAUGAUGAUUUUCAUCUAAUGUCAUGUCAUUCCUAUGACACCUCUGGCCUAAUGACUGUCAUUCUGGAAGGUCAGCACUGGACACCUGACCCGAACUUUCUAUUCUGUGAAGAGGGGUCACCACCACCAUCCUGUAUCCAGCUCUGUGUUCUCCUAUCUGGGGGUGUGAUCAGUGCACAGACAGCCUCUUCUCUCCAGGGUUCUGUGGAUCCGUCAGAGUGAUUCACCCUCAACCUGAAACACACCCGUCUGUUCAUGUCCGCUUUGGACUCUUGUCACCGUUUAUCUUUUAAAAGCCAUAACUCAUCAGUGUGUCAAAGUGUUACUGGAUGAAAUCGUUAUCUCUGCAGCCUCCGCUGAACCGUGAUCAAAGUACGACAAUGCAGGGUAAAACUGCACACGCAAUUAUUGGAAUAUAAAACAAAAUCCUUGUCACCUGAUCCAUCAUUACAACGUGUUUUAAAUCAUUGUUUGGUCUCACCA
This is a messenger RNA of Oncorhynchus nerka (sockeye salmon), 2171 nucleotides long. RefSeq names its product diacylglycerol O-acyltransferase 2-like. Gene Ontology annotation, cellular component: endoplasmic reticulum membrane. Gene Ontology annotation, biological process: triglyceride biosynthetic process. The coding region runs from base 114 to 1094 and encodes 326 amino acids. Gene Ontology annotation, molecular function: diacylglycerol O-acyltransferase activity. Lineage: Eukaryota; Metazoa; Chordata; Actinopteri; Salmoniformes; Salmonidae. The record is from RefSeq and is a predicted model, not a curated record. The transcript has a single exon.